GAGCAAGCAAAAAUCGGAUAGUAGUACCUUUUGAUAGUCGUGGUUCAUCAACACCUAUUGGACGAUUAUAUUUUACUGAUGGCUUAGAAUAUAUCCGCCCAAGUUUCAUGGCAUCAUUAGGACUCAUCCCAAUUAGUCAGGUUGGAGUAAUAUUCAUAUUGUCAACAAUCUUUCGUGCAAAACAUUCACAUUCUCUACAGCGCUCACCAGUAG
This is a messenger RNA of Ambispora leptoticha, 213 nucleotides long. Lineage: Eukaryota; Fungi; Glomeromycota; Glomeromycetes; Archaeosporales; Ambisporaceae. The record is from the annotation of a GenBank genome assembly.